This is a messenger RNA of Jatropha curcas, 657 nucleotides long. RefSeq lists its product as hypothetical. The record is from RefSeq and is a predicted model, not a curated record. Lineage: Eukaryota; Viridiplantae; Streptophyta; Magnoliopsida; Malpighiales; Euphorbiaceae.
UUUUUUUUUUUCUUUCUUUCUUUCUUGGACAAAGAAAACAAAUAUUGGUAGUAACUUGUUAGAAAGAAUUUGCAGAGAAGAAAAAUGGAAACAGAUGGAGCUUCAGAAACGUCCAUAGUUCCUGCUGCUGAUGCUAACAAAGAUUUACAGCCUGCCAAAAAUGUUGAUUCUGUAUCAUCUAAUAAUACUGUUUCCUCAAGGGAGGUGAAGGAAGAAGAAGUGACUGCAGACAAAAAGGAGGAGAGGAAAAUAAGGGAUCCCAUGCAAAGACUCAAAACUACCAUCUUAGUUUCAGCCGUCAUUAUUGCGGUGGCCGGUGCAGCAUUUGCCAUAACCAGAAAAUUGAGACAGCAAUGAGCCUUAAUAUGGCUUCUUAUUGGAUGGCGUUACUACGUCCAAAUGUCUAAUCUUUAGUUUCCUUUCCUCUUUUUUUUUUUUUUUCUUUUAUAUAUUCAUUAAAAAGACAGUUAUGGUUGUAGAUAUUCAUUUUUAUUUUAUUUUUUUGAGAAGAGUAGAUAUUCAUAUUUACUAUCGUGGAAGUAGUAAAGACAGACAAAGAUCCCAACUUUUGUCAACUUAAAAUGUUUGUUGUAAUAAUGAAAUGAAACGUGUUUAUUUUUAAGUCCUAAUAUAUUAUAUCAACAAUUUUUUGGCUUA